AUGUCUGAUCCUGGCUCUCAUCAAUCCCCUGGCGUCAAGCCGGGCUUGUUGGGGAAAAACAGCCCGAGUGACUCCCAGCCCUCGGCCAAUUCGGAGAGGAGGAAUAAAAGUGGGAUAAUCAGCGAACCUUUGAACAAAAGUCUUAAGAAGUCCCGCCCGCUUUCCCACUACUCCACUUUCGGCAGCACCAGCUCGUUAAGCGAACAUUCCGAGAAAGGUGCCCCCGUAGCCAAUGGCAAUGAAGCCGCGCUGGAUAAAAGCAAUUCUACCUCAAAGCACAAAAACAUCGCCGACCUGCUGAGCAAAUCAGAUCUUUCUUCAGAAGGACAGAGCAUCUUGCAGCAGUUCGCCCAGUCGACGGAGCUGCUCAAACGAGUCGUCCAGGAGCACAUUCCCCUGCCUAAUGACCAUGGGACGGGCAUCGCCGACAUGGAGGCGGUUUCGGCGGCGGCGGAGGCGAUGAACAGCCCGUCUGAUUUUCCUUACCUGGGGGCUUUUCCGAUCAACCCCGGCCUUUUCAUUAUGACCCCCGCUGGCGUGUUUCUGGCGGAGAGCGCGCUCCAUAUGGCUGGCUUGGCCGAGUACCCCAUGCAGAAUGAAUUGGCGUCUGCCAUCAAUUCAGGGAAAAAGAAACGGAAACGAUGUGGCAUGUGCCCUCCGUGCAGAAGACGGAUAAACUGCGAGCAGUGCAGCAGUUGUAGGAACCGUAAAACUGGGCACCAGAUUUGCAAAUUCCGAAAAUGUGAGGAACUUAAAAAGAAGCCUUCUGCUGCACUGGAGAACAUAAGAAUUGCCAUGUUGGAUCAGCCCAAGGUCCGUCGAACCCAGAACUCUGUUUCCAGCCAGCCAGAUGCCCCUGGGAUCUCACAAGCAGCGCAUUGAGAAAGUGAUGCUUCCUACAGGCGCGGCCUUCCGAUGGUUUCAGUAGGAACAAGAAUCCCAAAGCUCGGUCAUCCAGUGCCACGUCACUGCUUGCUUGUGUUGUCUCAGGCAAGGAAUUUUUUUGGCGGAAAUGAAUGGAUGCGCCUGUGUCUCCUUUAGAACCAAAAAUAUUUUCUCGCAGAUCUCAUUCCUGUUUUUAUAAUUUUUUUUUGGCAUUUGUUUUAACAUCUCCAAGUACUAGUAAAACAAACAUUAACUGCUUUUCAGAUAAUUUUUUAAAAAGGAAUCCAUAAAGUACCAAGAUGUAAUAGAGUAUGGACAAUCAAUUGAUUUUAUUUUCCUGUGUUUUGGUGUUGAUGUGGUUUAUGUGUGGAAGAUGCAGUUCUUGUGUAGAGAAUGUAAAUUUACAGUAACCUUUUAAAAUCUAGUUACUAAUAAGCACUACUGUAAUUAGCACAGCUGUUUACUCAUUCAUUUUUUUUACUUGAUUAAUUUCCAUCAUUAAAGAAAAAAUAGCGUGGAUAGUUUCUAGAAUGCCUCAAUUUCAUGUUAUAAAUGAGAAUAUGUUUAAAAUAAAGUAGUUUCCCUUUCCCUAACCAUACACAUAAAAUAAGGUUUAAUCAGCAAGAUGUUUGGUAUUAAAAAGUGGAAGUGUAUUGCAAAACAGGCAAGAUUUUUAAAGCAAAGUAAAAACAACUAUUGCGUUUAGAAACAAGGAAAAAAACCCAACUACACACUAAAAACAAACUCUGGAACUAAUUGCAACGAUUCACUUUUAGAAACCAUUUGAAAAAUGUUACUGGAAUUCAGAUAAUAAGCUAUUGCGGGACCUGUGCUGAAAAACAUUUGCAAUGAGUCUUUUUCUUCUGUUCCAAGCCCUCCUCUCCUGCUUUCUCACCACCACUAAACUGAAAGGCUGUUUGUAAUGUUCUAGCAAUUCAGGCUGUUUUGUGAAUAAAAAUGAAAGCAUG
Messenger RNA from Euleptes europaea (tarantolino), 1853 nucleotides. It is a transcript of the gene CXXC5, whose product is annotated as CXXC finger protein 5. Gene Ontology annotation, cellular component: nucleus. The transcript is spliced from 3 exons. Gene Ontology annotation, molecular function: methyl-CpG binding; zinc ion binding. The coding region runs from base 1 to 882 and encodes 293 amino acids. The record is from RefSeq and is a predicted model, not a curated record. Lineage: Eukaryota; Metazoa; Chordata; Lepidosauria; Squamata; Sphaerodactylidae.